ACAUACAUAUACAUACAUAUAUAUAUAUGUCCGGCGUUUAAUUCAGACUUACCGAUUAUUAUAAUUUCGUGCAUAAGAAUGAUCGCAGUAUUGGUUUAGAGAAAUAACGACGUCAGAAAAAAGUGACAGGGAUGCCGCUAACGAGUUUUCCGGCGGUGGUCGCGGCGGCGCUCUUGGCGGCGGCGGCGGCGGUGGGUGCGUUCGGGAAGAGCGUGACGUUAACUCUGGAGAGAGCGAGUCACGAGGGCUUUGAGCUGAGCCGAAUCAGACACCUCGACCGGGUUCGCCACGGCCGGUUCUUGCAGUCAAACGGCGUCGUUGAGUUCCCCGUCGGCGGCACUUAUAAUCCUUCACUCGUCGGGCUAUAUUAUACAAAAGUAAAAUUAGGGACUCCAUAUAAGGAAUUCUACGUGCAAAUAGACACAGGCAGUGAUGUGCUGUGGGUUAAUUGCAACCCCUGUUCUGGCUGCCCAAGAUCCUCUGGUCUUAAGGAGAUCACCUUGGAGUACUUCAAUCCAUCGGAUUCAUCGACGGCAUCGACGAUUUCAUGUUCCGACAAGCGAUGUUCAUUGGGGGGACAAUAUUCGGAAUCCUUAUGUUCCGGCCAGAAUCGAUGUGGGUUUAAGUUUCAAUACGGUGACGGGAGCGGAGCGUCGGGGUAUUAUGUUUCAGACACGGUGUAUUUGGACAGUGCCGUAGGGAACUCUGCAUCGAACUCCUCUACACCUAUUGUUUUCGGCUGUAGCACAACGCUGACGGGUGAUCUUACGAGGAAAGAAGGCGCCGUCGAUGGGAUAUUUGGAUUCGGACAGAACGGCUUGUCUGUGAUCACACAGCUUUCCUCACAGGGAAUUACACCUAAAGCUUUUUCUCAUUGCCUCAGCGGCCAAAACGGCGGAGGCGGCAUAUUGGUGCUCGGCCAGGCUGUCGAUCCGAGCAUCGUGUACACUCCGCUCGUCAAGGGGCAGUCACAUUACAACGUAAAUCUACAAAGCAUUUCCGUGAACGGACAAACACUAGAAAUCAGCCCGUCUGUAUUUGAAACAUCGGACAACACGGGAACCAUCAUAGAUUCCGGGACAACCUUAGCAUAUUUCGCAGACGGGGCUUAUGAUCCUAUAAUCACGGCAGUAAUGCAGAUAGUUUCACCAUCCACACAAACUAUUUCAUCCCCCAAUGGAGACCAGUGUUUUUUUACCACCUCCAGUGUCUCCGAGGUUUUUCCUAACAUCAGUCUCAACUUCGCUGGCGGUGCAUCAAUGGUGCUGAUGCCUCAGGAUUACCUUCUGGAGCAGCAUUCUAGAGUAGGUGUUUCAAUAUGGUGCAUUGCCAUUCAGAAAACCGAGGGCCAAGAGCUUACCAUUUUAGGAGACCUAGUUUUGAAAGAUAAGAUUGUUGUCUAUGAUUUAUCCGGGGAGAGGAUUGGAUGGGCAAAUUACGACUGUUCGUCGUCUAUAGAAGUAUCUACAAGCAACAGCAACACAACUCAGUCUGUAGACGCCGGGAAACUUGACAACGAAAACAACAGCUCAAGACUACGAUAUGGGCCGUAUAUGCUAAUACAUAACAUAGCCAUGGCUUUCUUAUUGCAUAUUGCAUUCUUUGGUGUUUACAUGUUUUUCUAACUUCGAUAAAAUAUAUACAUGUACAGACAUUAAUGAAACAUGACAAUAUAAGUGCACCACAAACACACAGAUAUAGCAACUUAAAUUCCAUCUGCAAUUUUGUUUUCACGACACUUGUUGUAGAAACAAAUAUCACAUGAAUAGCCAUUUUAUUUUGUAGAGGUUGAAACUCAUUCAUCUGCU
Messenger RNA from Andrographis paniculata, 1808 nucleotides. RefSeq names its product aspartic proteinase 36-like. The coding region runs from base 132 to 1625 and encodes 497 amino acids. The record is from RefSeq and is a predicted model, not a curated record. Gene Ontology annotation, biological process: proteolysis. Gene Ontology annotation, molecular function: aspartic-type endopeptidase activity. The transcript has 10 exons. Lineage: Eukaryota; Viridiplantae; Streptophyta; Magnoliopsida; Lamiales; Acanthaceae.